CAUGGAUGUGAGUUUCUUUUUCAGCUGUUCUGCAGGUAGUUGUGUGUAAUUUAAAGAGAGAAGUGUUUUCUCUCUGUGUGUGUGUGUGUGUGUGGUGGAGUAAUUAUAUAUUAUGGCUGAGUGGAGCAGUUCGAGCUUUUCACACGCGGUUCCGAACGGGUCCAGUCGCCACGAGAAGAGCCUGGGACUCCUCGCUAUCAAAUUCGUCACACUACUACAAGAGACCAAAGACGGCAUCCUCGAUUUAAAAGUGGCUGCGGAGUGUCUGGCUGUCAGACAGAAGAGAAGGAUCUACGACAUCACGAACGUCCUCGAAGGGAUCGGCCUCAUCGAGAAAAAGACUAAAAACACUAUCCAAUGGAAGGGGGAGAGUUCAGGCUGCCAGCCUCAGGAGAUCCUGGAGCAGGUGGACCUUCUGAAAGGUCAGAUAGCGGACCUGGAGAGGCAAGAAAGGGAGCUGGAUAUGCAGAAAGCAUGUCUGCAGCAAAGCGUCAAACACCUACAGGAAGACCCCAACAGCAGCAGGUAUAACUAUGUGACUCAUGAGGACAUAUGUGAUGUGUUCAGCGGAGACACUCUUCUGGCAGUAAUGGCACCUGCAGGGACACAGCUGGAAGUCCCUGUGCCAGAAGUGUCUCCAAAUGGCCAGAAGAGAUACCAAGUGAAUCUGCGGAGCCACUCGACUCCCAUCCAAGUGUUGCUGAUCAACAGAGAAACUUCUAGCUCCAGACCGGUCGUCUUCUCUGUGCCACCCCCAGAUGACCUUUGUGCCAUGCCCACUCCACCCAACACACCUGCCAGCCUGCAAAAGUACCCCAUCGCUUCAGAGUCCUGUGGUUUGGAGCACAGCCAGCUCACUCCCUUGUCGACUUCAUCUAAUCUUCACAUGGAGUGCCACUCUGAAUCCCUUGGCAGUCAGUGCAUGUUGAUGCAGGAGCCCCUUGUUGAACCAGAGGCUUCAGCACAAUCACAUGGAGAGCUGGGAGGGCAGGAUAUGCAGUCCAUGAUGGAUGUGGGAAAUCUGCUCCGACUCAACACUGUGGACCAAACGAAGGAGGAGAGAGAAGGUGUUGCUGAUCUUAUAGAUGAGCUCAUGUCCUCUGAUGUCUUCCCCCUGCUGCGCCUCUCGCCCAACCCUGGCGUGGAUUACAAUUUCAACCUCGAUGACAACGAGGGAGUGUGCGACCUGUUUGAUGUUCAGAUUCUGAACUAUUAAGAAAGAGGCUCAAUUCUUCUGUCGGGUUUGGCACAAAUUGUCUUCUCCUCCAUAGUAACAGUCCGGAGUAUUGCCACUAAUAAACGCCAACGACAUUCAAAACAACCUCUGUGUUCUCCACACACUGCACCUCGGCCUGAAUUCAUAUUCUAUUCAAGUCUCUCCUUAACAGAAUGAUCGAUUUGAUCCCAUUAUUAGUCACUAAUGAGUGGUCUAAUUCAUCACUCUGCAUUAAUGUCAGUCGAGAGAUUGCAUCACUUUUGAUUUUUCUUUUCCGUGUUUGUGUGUGGUUACUGGAGCACCUGCCUUAAGAUUGCCUUUCUGUUUUUAUUUGCCUUCACCACAGAGAUCUGGAAUAAUUGUGGGCUUUUGCACUCGUCUGCUUCUACUGUUUUUGGUUAAUGUUUGUAAGAAUAAUUACAGUGCUGCCGUAUUUCAUUCUUGGAAGUUUACUUUAAGCUAUUUAAAAGAUUUUCUCUGUAAAAUAAUUUGUUUAGAUAGUUGUACGUAAUUUAUCAUUUCAAGCACUCUUAAAUAAGAGAAUGU
This is a messenger RNA of Neoarius graeffei (lesser salmon catfish), 1762 nucleotides long. RefSeq names its product E2F transcription factor 5 (gene e2f5). Gene Ontology annotation, cellular component: RNA polymerase II transcription regulator complex. The record is from RefSeq and is a predicted model, not a curated record. Gene Ontology annotation, biological process: regulation of transcription by RNA polymerase II. Gene Ontology annotation, molecular function: RNA polymerase II cis-regulatory region sequence-specific DNA binding; DNA-binding transcription factor activity, RNA polymerase II-specific; protein dimerization activity. The transcript is spliced from 8 exons. The coding region runs from base 113 to 1216 and encodes 367 amino acids. NCBI's taxonomy places the organism in Eukaryota, Metazoa, Chordata, Actinopteri, Siluriformes, Ariidae.